Molecule: messenger RNA, 2123 nt
Organism: Carassius carassius (crucian carp)
Lineage: Eukaryota; Metazoa; Chordata; Actinopteri; Cypriniformes; Cyprinidae
Product: neurotensin receptor type 1-like
Exons: 4
Coding region: 138-1343 (401 amino acids)
Biological process (GO): neuropeptide signaling pathway
Cellular component (GO): plasma membrane
Molecular function (GO): G protein-coupled neurotensin receptor activity
Source: RefSeq, a predicted model, not a curated record
UUUAGAGCAGUGUCCCCAGUUCACCACAGCGUUGCGCACAGCUCGCCAAAUACACACAUAGUACAAAUGUGAAAAACUUAGCAAGGAAAACGUUGUUUAAUUCAACCAUUGUUAUGUGUUGAUAUUUAAAAAAUAACAUGGAGGUUAAUACUACGCUAUCAGGACGCAACUCCAUAGACUUGCGCAUUUUAACGCAGAAACUUCUCUCUUCGGCGAACCGGUCCCUGUCAUUUCUGGACAAUGAAACGGAAAGCGUCUCCGAGGAGGAUUUGGACGUGAAUACAGACAUCUAUUCUAAAGUUUUUGUUACUGUGAUUUAUGUGGUGUUGUUUGUAAUCGGACUUUUUGGGAACUCGAUCACCCUGUACACACUUCUGACGAAGAAAUCUCUGCAAAACCUCCAGAGUACGGUGCACUAUCACCUGGCGAGUCUGGCCAUAUCCGAUCUGCUCAUCUUGAUCCUCUGCAUGCCCAUUGAGUUAUACAACUUCAUCUGGGUUCAUCACCCGUGGGCUUUUGGGGAGGCUGUUUGUAAAGGGUACUACUUUCUGCGGGACGGCUGCUCGUAUGCGACGGCGUUCAACAUCGCCAGCCUGAGCGUGGAGCGCUUCAUGGCCAUCUGCCACCCGUUCAAGGCGAAGAGCAUCAUGUCGCGGAGCCGCACCAAGAAACUCAUCAGCGCUAUGUGGGUCGCAUCUUUUCUCCUGGCUACUCCGAUGCUUUUCACCAUGGGGCAGCAACUGAUAAAAGACGAAUUUAUAUGCACCACUAUCGUGUCCUCGAUCACUGCUAAAAGCGUCCUACAGGUGAAUGCCUUCCUGUCCUUUGUGGUUCCCAUGGCAGUGAUCUCAGCAUUAAAUGGUGUUAUAGCCAGUCAGUUGCUGCGCAUGUUUCGCCAGUCUGCUCAGGACCAUCGCAUCUGUAUCAUCGGAGGCAACGCUACCAUGCUCAGUGUUGCUGUUGAACCCAACCGUGCCCAAUCAAUGCGCCAUGGAGUUAUGGUGCUGCGUGCCGUGGUCAUUGCUUUUGUGGUGUGCUGGCUGCCAUAUCAUGCUCGAAGACUAAUGUACUGCUAUGUCACUGAAUGGACAACAGCUCUCUUCGAUUUCUAUCACUACUUCUACAUGAUCACCAAUGUGCUCUUUUAUGUCAGCUCGGCCAUCAACCCCAUCCUCUACAACCUUGUCUCGGCCAAUUACCGGCAAAUUUUUUUUUCCACACUUCGCUACGUAAUCCUGCCAUGCCGCCAUAAGAAACAGAAGCGCGUUCUCACCAGACACUCACUCAGCAUCUGCAGCAACCAGACCUUCUCCACCAGUGUCAUCAAAGAAACCAUUUACUGAAUGCUGUCAAGAUUCAGCCAUUCCAUUCAUUUAUUUCACUCAGCCAAGGAGAGACCGCUGAAGUGAAGAAUGUUUUCAUAUAAAGUUAUUAUUACAAGAAUUAAUAAUAUCCAUGCUACUGAAUCACCAUAUUGAGCUUUUAAACAGUGCAGAACUGGCACCAGAGACGCAUACAAUGUUUAUAUGAGGAAAUGUAGCACAAAAUACACACAAAAAAAACAAAGAACAAUGUGCAGAACCAGUGUAAAUACAAAAAAAGCAAAUGUAUAUCCAGAUGUAUUCGUUGUUUCUCAUUCAGAGUAUAAAAUGUAUAUCUAUGUUGUGCAGCUAAAAGAGUGAAAAUAGAAAAAAAAAAAUAUAUAUAUAUAUAUAUUAUGAAGUUAACAUACUGCAGAAAGUCACUGUUGUGUACACAAAGUCUUUAUAUCCAGCUUAUGUAAUUUACUAACUGUGAACACAAGGACAUACACCAUUUCGAAUUUUAUUUCAUUCACUGGCACACAACAGGGGCUUUCAAAGAAGUGGCUGCUGCAUUGUCAAAGAAGUGACUUUUGCUCGCAACACACAAAGACAUUGUCACCAUUCCAGUGCCUUAGCAACAGUCUAUGUGCAAAAAGGCAGCACUCUCAUGUGCAACUGGAGAAGAAUGCAGGGUGAUGAAAAAGAAAUGAUUCUCUCAUUCUAAGGUAGCUUCAUUUCUACACUGCCUUGUUCUGCAAUUUGCAGAGAGGAGAGAGUCUUCAGAUUGAAAUGAUAGAAUGUCCAACAGGCUCAUUGUAA